ACUGCUGUUUGCGGCGUUGUUGUGUUGUGCUUAAUGUGCUUUGUAAUUUAGACUCACAUAAUUAUAAAAUUAAACUAAGUCGGUUAUUAUAAACAAUAAUCAAAUAAAAUGGAAGGAUUCGAUGAUCCCGGUGUUUUCUUCUCCGACAACUUUGGAGUCGAGGAUAAUGAAUCUCAAGACCAAGUUAACCUACAAGGUGUAAAGAAGAAGUUCAAAGAAUUCAUUCGCCAGUUUCAUGUUGGAAAUUUCAACUACAAAUACAGAGAUGCUCUUAAACGUAAUUACAACCUGAGCAAAUAUUGGGUUGAAAUAAAUAUAGAGGAUUUAUCAAGUUUUGAUGAAGUUCUUGCUGAGAAACUGUACAAGAAGCCUAGCGAACAUCUUCCAAUUUUAGAAGAGGCUGCUAAAGAGUUGGCAGAUGAGCUGACAGCUCCGCGACCUGUGGGAGAGGAGACAGUUGAAGACAUACAAGUGCUUCUCUCUUCUGAUGCACACACAUCCAAUCUGAGGGAGCUGAAAUCAGAAACCGUCUCCCGUCUGGUGAAGAUCCCCGGCAUAGUGAUAUCCGCAUCAGGCAUCAAAGCGAAGGCCACGAAAAUCUCCAUCCAGUGCCGCUCAUGCCGCAACGUCAUCCCUAAUCUUCCCGUCAAGCCUGGCUUGGAGGGUUAUGUCAUGCCUAGGAAAUGUAACACGGAGCAGGCUGGUCGUCCCAAGUGUCCAUUGGAUCCUUAUUUCAUCAUUCCAGACAAAUGCAAAUGCAUUGAUUAUCAGGUGUUGAAACUACAAGAAGCACCAGAAAGCAUCCCGCAGGGCGAGAUGCCGCGCCACCUCUCGGUGUACUGCGAGCGCGUGCUCUGUGAGCGCGUGGCGCCGGGCGCUAGGGUCCAAGUUCUUGGCAUCUACUCCAUCAAGAAGAUAGCAAAGCAAGGAAGGGAAGGGCGCGGCGACAAGAGCGUGGGCGUGCGCUCGUCGUACCUGCGCGCCGUGGGGCUCGCCGCCGCCGAGGGCGCCGCCGCCGGCCUGCUGCCCUUCACCGCCGACGAGGAGGAACACUUCCGGCGCCUCGCCGCUUCACCGGACAUCUACGACAGGAUCUCCAUGUCCAUAGCACCAAGUGUGUUCGGGGUUGUCGAUAUGAAGAAGGCGAUUGCUUGUCUUCUGUUUGGAGGUGCCCGUAAGCGACUCCCAGACGGGCUGACGCGGCGCGGCGACAUCAACAUCCUCCUGCUCGGCGACCCCGGCACGGCCAAGUCCCAGCUCCUCAAGUUCGUGGAGAAGGUGUCGCCCAUCGGCGUGUACACGUCCGGCAAGGGCUCCAGUGCGGCCGGGCUCACGGCUUCUGUCAUCAGGGACCCGGGCAGUCGCAAUUUCGUGAUGGAAGGCGGUGCCAUGGUGCUCGCCGACGGCGGUGUAGUCUGUAUCGACGAGUUCGACAAGAUGCGGGAAGACGACCGCGUCGCCAUACACGAGGCUAUGGAACAGCAGACCAUCUCCAUCGCCAAGGCGGGCAUCACCACAACUCUAAACUCCCGCUGUUCCGUGCUGGCGGCCGCCAACUCGGUAUUCGGUCGGUGGGACGACACGAAGGCCGACGACAACAUCGACUUCAUGCCCACCAUCCUGUCGCGUUUCGACAUGAUUUUUAUCGUGAAGGACGAGCACGACCAGAACCGAGAUAUCACGCUCGCGAAGCACAUAAUCUCCGUGCACAUGGGCGGCGACAGCGCCGAGCGCUCGGCGGCCUCGGGCGAGCUGCCGCUAGCACUGCUGCGGCGCUAUGCCGCGUACUGCCGCGCGCGCUGCGGCCCGCGCCUGGCCGCCGCGGCCGCCGAGCGCCUGCAGGCGCGCUACGUGCUCAUGCGCACGGGCGCGCUGCAGCAGGAGCGGCAGGCCGACAAACGCCUGUCUAUACCCAUCACCGUCCGACAACUUGAAGCCAUCGUCCGCAUCUCUGAAUCUCUCGCCAAGAUGCAGUUACAGCCAUUCGCGACUGAAGCGCACGUGACCGAAGCCCUGCGGCUGUUCCAGGUGUCCACGCUGGAUGCGGCCAUGACUGGCAGCUUAGCAGGUGCUGAAGGCUUCACGACAGAAGAAGACCACGAGAUGCUAUCCCGCGUCGAGAAGCAGCUCAAGCGACGCUUCGCAGUUGGCUCCCAAGUAUCGGAACAGACCAUCAUACAGGACUUCCUGCGACAGAAGUACCCGGAGCGCGCCAUUCAGAAGGUCAUCCACACCAUGAUCAGGCGAGGCGAGCUGCAGCAUCGCUUGCAGAGGAAAAUGCUGUACCGACUUUCUUGAUUGUAUGUUUGUUGUUUGUCUUGUGGAAAAAGUGCCCUUCUGGAGAGUGCCUAUUAAAAAUACAUGAAGGUAGCGGAAUUUCCCUGGUUAAAUAGAGAAGUCCCUAUCUCUGCAAUCCGUCAAAUCAUCUCAUGUAAGGAACCCACUGUGGCAGACUACGAACGCGCUCGUGAGCUAGAAAGAACCGGGCGAACAUAAUUAUAAUGGCGGUGCCCGCGUGCCACUGCAUUUGUGUUAUAUUCGUUUGGAUAAGUAUAAGGGAAUGUUGGAAGCGCCUGUGUGAGCUCACGCACCUAUCCUUCCAUAAGGCUGCGUUUCCACCAGAGAUGUGCGAGGUAGCUGAGCGGUGCGAGGCUGUGUAGCGGGCUCUUUUCAAAUAAGCGAGCGGAGUGUGGCUAGGCGAGAGCGAAGCGCGCGCGCCACACUGCUUGCGUCUCGCAACACAUCCUUCCCUUGUUUUGUAUGCACAGAAACCUCGCUCCGCUGAGCUGUUUCCAGUAGAGCUGCGCUCAGAGAGGAUUGGUAAAUGACGUGUUUCUAAUUCUAUUGGUUACAUCACUGAUGAAAACGCAGCCGCAUACGUCCAAUUUCCUUGAUAAAUUAUAUAAAUAAACGAAUUUUUAGAAACGUUACCGUGUUCUGCGAUUUUCAUCAGUAUUUUUAUGACGCACUCGCUUUCCGAUCUAUUUUUUAAGUUUGUUACUUGUAAUCGAAAUAAAACCACCUCAUUUUAUAAAUUUGGUUUUAUUCAAUAGCAUCUAAUGCACAGGCAAACAAAGACAUGCUCACAGCAUUAAUAGACUUUAACAUCAGUUAUACUGAUCGGGAUCACAUGAGAU
Molecule: messenger RNA, 3137 nt
Organism: Cydia strobilella
Lineage: Eukaryota; Metazoa; Arthropoda; Insecta; Lepidoptera; Tortricidae
Gene: Mcm5
Product: DNA replication licensing factor Mcm5
Exons: 13
Coding region: 109-2298 (729 amino acids)
Biological process (GO): double-strand break repair via break-induced replication; DNA replication initiation; DNA replication
Cellular component (GO): nucleus; MCM complex
Molecular function (GO): 3'-5' DNA helicase activity; ATP binding; single-stranded DNA binding
Source: RefSeq, a predicted model, not a curated record